CGGGCCGGCUGGGGAGUGCGGGUCUGUAGUGCGCGCGCUGCCAGCCGAGGCUCCUGCCGCCGUGACCCGCGCUCCGCCUGCCGCCGGGCUGCAGGGACUCUGAUAGCUAAUGUCAGAAGAAAGUGACUCUCAGAGAACCAGCCCCUCUGUGGCCUCACUCUCCGAAAAUGAGCUGCCACUGCCCCCGCCCCAGCCUCCCGGCUAUGUGUGCUCGCUGACGGAAGACUUGGUCACCAAAGCCAGGGAAGAGCUUCAGGAGAAGCCUGAAUGGAGACUCCGGGAUGUGCAGGCCCUUCGAGAUAUGGUGCGGAAGGAGUACCCGUACCUGAGCACAUCGCUUGACGACGCCUUCCUGUUGCGCUUCCUGCGGGCCCGAAAGUUUGACUAUGACCGGGCCCUGCAGCUGCUGGUCAACUACCAUGGCUGCAGGCGGAGCUGGCCAGAGGUCUUCAGCAACCUGAGGCCCUCCGCCCUGAAAGAUGUCCUUGACUCCGGAUUCCUCACAGUGCUGCCCCACACGGACCCUAGGGGCUGUCAUGUCCUCUGCAUCCGACCAGACAGAUGGAUACCGAGCAGCUAUCCAAUCACUGAGAACAUCCGAGCCAUAUACUUGACAUUAGAAAAACUCAUUCAGUCCGAAGAGACCCAAGUGAACGGAAUUGUAAUUCUCGCAGACUACAAAGGCGUGAGCUUAUCGAAAGCAUCUCAUUUUGGCCCUUUUAUAGCCAAAAAGGUGAUUGGCAUUCUUCAGGAUGGCUUCCCCAUUCGGAUAAAAGCAGUCCACAUAGUGAACGAACCUCGGAUAUUUAAAGGCAUUUUUGCCAUCAUAAAACCAUUUCUGAAGGAGAAAAUAGCCAACAGGUUCUUUCUCCAUGGGUCUGACCUGAACUCUCUCCACACAAACCUUCCAAGGAAUAUCCUCCCCAAGGAGUAUGGGGGCACAGCUGGAGAGCUGGACACUGCCACCUGGAAUGCGGUGCUAUUGGCAUCAGAGGAUGAUUUUGUAAAAGAGUUCUGCCAGCCUGUGCCUGCCUGUGACAGUCUCCUGGGCCAGCCACUGCUCUCUGAAGGACUGAUCUCAGAUGUGCAGUGUGAUGAUUCCAUGCGAGCCGUGAAGUCCCAGCUCUACUCCUGUUAUUAGCACACUUCUGGAGAGUCACCAUGUGGAAUUCCUUUUUCCUUAGAAAUGCACAGGGUUAAGAUGCCAAGGCCUCAGUCUUGCUCCAUCAUUAUGCAGUGACGGAGCUGCCUAGAGAUUCAAGGGUGGGCCCAUCACAGGCAGACCUUUGGCAUUGCCCUGGUGAUUCCCAAAUGUUUGCAAGUGCUAGUCUGGGUAAGCUGUCUGUAUCUGUUUUUUAUGCAUCUUGGAAGCAACAAGAGUUAGAGUCACUCUGAAGUGACAAGGAGGAGACAACUGGAUUGGUAAUGACUCUGAAGCAUUUGGUCACAACUCUGAAGCAAUUUGCCAAUCCUGAAAGGUUGCCACAUGUGAAACUGUUGAGUCUCUUUCCCAGUAACUCCAGUGUUGACCUCUGUUGCUCAUCAGCAAAGUUCAAGGUUCAGUUGUCAUCACUGGGCCUGGAAAGCCCUGUAAACUGAGCGGUAGAAAUACCAGGACUCAGGCAGUACUUAAAA
This is a messenger RNA of Onychomys torridus (southern grasshopper mouse), 1635 nucleotides long. It is a transcript of the gene Ttpal, whose product is annotated as alpha tocopherol transfer protein like. Gene Ontology annotation, molecular function: phosphatidylinositol bisphosphate binding. Gene Ontology annotation, cellular component: membrane. Bases 110 to 1141 code for a protein of 343 amino acids. NCBI's taxonomy places the organism in Eukaryota, Metazoa, Chordata, Mammalia, Rodentia, Cricetidae. The record is from RefSeq and is a predicted model, not a curated record. The transcript has 5 exons.